Molecule: messenger RNA, 2328 nt
Organism: Scomber japonicus (chub mackerel)
Lineage: Eukaryota; Metazoa; Chordata; Actinopteri; Scombriformes; Scombridae
Gene: c7h19orf44
Product: chromosome 7 C19orf44 homolog
Exons: 10
Coding region: 105-2282 (725 amino acids)
Source: RefSeq, a predicted model, not a curated record
GCACAAUAUGUUCCAAAUGCACACGUUAUUUAUUAAUAUAUACCGAAGUGUAUGAAGUGUCUAACCGCUAGUGAUACAGCGUCCAAAGGAGCACCAAUUUAAAGAUGUGGAGACGAGGCGGUCGUAGCAGCGCUCUGGACCGAGCUCAGGCGCUGCUGUCCGGGAAAAGAAGCAGCGGAGGAGACACCGAGUCAACACUGGAGCCAACAGCCAAAACAACCAUACAUACAGGUGCUGUAGGUGGGGUGCCUCCAAAUACACACACGUUAUUGUCAGACCUGAGUGACCUGUCUUCAGUCAGCUCUGCUUCUGAGCAUGGAGUUGACAUUGUGGGAUCUGUUGAUGCCAAGAAUCACCAGAGAAGAGAAGGAGAACCUACCACGGAUCACAGGCCUCAGAGCUCUCUGGGGGGAGGAUUAGGAGGAGGAGGAGGGGGGAGCAGGUUCUUGAAGAAGGCUCCACCACCUGUAACAAACAGCAGCCAGUCACCUGUAUACACGAGACAGAUGGAGCAGGUGCCUGAACACAGAUAUGUGUCUUCUUCCCAGCGUGGCUCCCAGACAGCUGCUUUGAGAAGACUCGUUCAAAUUGAGAACCGCAUCCGCAGUCGGAAGCAGGUUCAGGAACAGACAAGAGAGGGGCCAAUACCUGCCCACAAUCUAACCUCAGACAUGGGGUUUUCACCACCACCAGUAGUCGCCCAGUCCCUUGGGGCCCCUGUGCUGCUCUCAACACAGUCCAGCACUGAGGAGAGCCAGAAGGGGAAACGUUUCCUCAAGAGCAAGGUGGCUGUAGCUGUUGACAGUACUGAUACUGCAGCAGCUUCUGCUGGGUCUCCAAAAGGCCCAGAUGUUGCUUUCAGAUCCAGAUCCAGAGCUGCAUCAGUGCCUUCGGUGGGUUUGGAGUCAAAAUCAGUGAGACUAGUGAGGGGUGUGAGUCUGGAAAGUGAUGAAGAGGACAUGAGGAAACUGCUCGGAGACUCUUCAGAUUCAACAGACAACAGCUUAAGACAAGAGAGACCCUCUUCUAGGAGAACGGCAGACAAGAUGUCAAGCAGGAGCAGUCAGAGGCUCUACUCCACACCUCCUCCUCCUCCUGCUGCCAACACAGCACCGCCUCAUUCUCCCGCCUCUCCUGUUCGCCACAGUUCUCCUUUUCGAUUCACCGGCCAGGCUCAGGCCCACUUCAGCCCCUCUGUGCUGUCUCCGUCCCCUCCUCCCUCUGUCUCCCCAUCUCCUCACAGAGCUCAGAGUCCACCACAUUCCCUCUCCUCUAUGUCGGCUAAUGGAGAGGUACUCUCUCUGGAGGAGCUCUUCCCUGUUGGGCCUGGCUCCGAAGAUCCACACAGUGAGAUCAGUUUGGCUUCUUCUGAAGACUUCAAAAUUAAUGUGAUGACAUUAGACGACCUGGUCCCAGCUUCUCUUGGAUUCGCUGAGGAAACACCAGCAAAAGAGAAGCGAGACAAACACAGCAUCCCUGCUUCUAGAUCUCCAAACCGAUAUAAGCAGCUGCAGGGAUUGAAGGAGCAGGGAGAGGAACAAGAGAGUGAGGUGGACUACCGAAGUGACUUUGAGAGCGAGAGCAGGACGGAGCCAGAUUACAGCGCCAGCCAGGUUUCGGAGCACCUGCCAGGAGACGGAGAGGAAGAGGUCUUAUCAGAGGUCAGAGAGGAGGCAUCGGAGUCGGAUGCGUCUCGCGGGAGGACAGAAGACGAUUAUUCGAGCACUUUCACAGACUCACAGACUUCGGAUCGCAGUCAGAGAUCAUUGAGCAGAAGCAGAGACUCCAAAUCCUCCAGAUCCUCCAGAUCCUCCAGAUCCUCCAGAUCCUCCAGUUCCUCCAGAUCCUCAGUCUCACAUAGUGACCGGGAAUCAUCCCGUCUUUCAAGAAAGCGUACUCCAACUAGAAAAGAUUUAAAAGAGGCAGCGGUACAGACGCAGCUUUCCACAUGGUCAUCCGGUAUGGCUACUCUGGAUCCUACAGUGGGCAUGACCUACAUGAAUCCAACCCCAGUUACUGUGGAAGCUUUCAGCACCUUCAAUCCAGCUGCAUUCGCUCUCAAUGAAAUUCUAAAACAGCAUCUCACCAUGACGAGGCGUUUCAUUGAAAGCAGCCGCCAUCUGCACUCCAGCCUGCUGCGGAGCCUGGAGCCACCAAACUAUAGAUAUAUCACUCUGGAAGACACCAAGGAGUACAUCCGUAAGCACACACCUCCCAAACUGACAAUGGAGGAAGCAUUAGAGGAGGUGCUGCAGGAGAUGAAAGACUGCCAGUCUGUGUGAGCACCAGCACUGACUAUCCUGGAUCACACUUCUUAUUAAAAGAAUA